Messenger RNA from Lucilia sericata (common green bottle fly), 6125 nucleotides. RefSeq names its product Krueppel-like factor luna. The record is from RefSeq and is a predicted model, not a curated record. Bases 3137 to 4423 code for a protein of 428 amino acids. Gene Ontology annotation, molecular function: RNA polymerase II cis-regulatory region sequence-specific DNA binding; DNA-binding transcription factor activity, RNA polymerase II-specific. The transcript is spliced from 5 exons. Lineage: Eukaryota; Metazoa; Arthropoda; Insecta; Diptera; Calliphoridae. Gene Ontology annotation, biological process: regulation of transcription by RNA polymerase II.
AAUUAUUUUUACCAUUUACUUAGUUUUCUUUAUAAACUAUCGCUGAUAUUAAACGUAGUUUUAUCUUAUAUUUUGUUGUUGUUUUUAACUUUUGAUUCGGAAUAACAAUAAGUUUAGUGUUGUGUUUGUUUACAAAAUACAUUUUGUUCGGUUGUUUAGAUCGUAAGAAGAAAAACGAAAAAUUUGCCGGUUGUGCGCAUGCUCAACAGUGAGUGACAUUAAGUGUUUACCUUUUGGUGAUUGUGUUGUUGCAUUCGAAAGCUUACACUGCGAUAACACAACGAAGAAGCAUGCAGAACGCAUGUAUUUAAAAGUUGCAAGUUCCAAAAGAGACCGUGCAACCGUAGCGCAGAGAGAUAAUAAACAAAUAACGAUUAUAACAUUGAUUUGUACACGGCGAUGCGAUCAGUUGAAAUGAAAUUACUUAUUGUUUAUUACAGAUGAUUGUGUGUAAAGUGUUGCUUGUACAAUUACUACCAGUAAUAAUAAAUAGUACGCCCGUCUGCCCGCCCGUCCGCUAUAACUGUUACUUAUAGUGUUCAUGCAACAAACAGUUGAGUGUUAGACGAAAAAGUGUUGCGUGUAUAAUUGUGUGAAUUCGUUUGAAAGUGCUGCACACACAAAUAGUAUAAAAAAUAUAAAAAAGAAAAAAACAAUAACAACAAAUGCAUGUGUAUUCACAUUAAUUGGUGAUUAUCUGUCAUAGUAGAGAAAGAUGUGCAUUCAACGUAUGUAGAAACAAUUUUUAUUACAAUUACAACAAAAAUAAUAAUAACAAUAUCCAGAACGACGACAACAACGUAGAAAAUAAAGAGCCCAGUAUUUGAGAUGUAACAUGUGCGGGAAAAUAAAUUGUUGCACGACGGAAUUUCCAACCAUUAUCAGUGGAGGUUUUUGCUGAGUUGCAAUCAAAUCAUUUUUGUACAUUGUUGUUGCUUUCCUAGAGAUUUGCCCACGCCACAACAGAACUACUUACAUACUAUAAAUGAAAUACAAAAACAAAUAAUAUAAAAUAAAAACAAACUAAACCAAGUAGAGGUGCAAAAGCUCAUCUAAGGUGUUACCCGGUGUUGAUGAAUGCUUGCACGCCGUCACCAUGGCAUCAAAUGUCGUUUAUUCUGACAACUGACACAUCUUGAACAGCAUAACGAACUACGAACACGGCCGUACGUUUGCGGAUAAGCCAGCAGAGAACAAGUGAUUUUGCGCGCUAGGGUGUGUACUACUGACAAUUGUAAAUGCUCUAGUGCGGUGGUGUCUGUCGCCCAAUUAAAUUGCCAUAAAUAACACACACAUUGUAACUUGGCACUAUCGGAUGUGCACAGCUUUUUUUUCUAAUUUCAUUCGUUGUAAAUGCUUACAAACCUAUUAUUGUUGUUUGAUUUUGGGCAUGGCAUCUAGAGACAAAGUGACACAGUAAGAAAUAUAAAAAAUAUAUGUAUAUAAUUUUAUUUACACUGCAAUUUCGAAACUGCCACAAUAUCACACUCUCACGCAUUUGUUUUAUGCAGCGUUUGAACCCGAUCAGCCGGAUGUGUUGUGCUGGCUUUUCCACGGGUGGUGUCAAUUAGAGACAAUUGAAAAUCUGAUUUGGAUUAAGUACGCAGAUUUCAUACGCAGUUUUUCUAUUAGUUUUUUUCUCAUUUAAACAUUCAAUGCUUGGGAUUUUUUUGUGCGGAGGAUGGCCAUGCCAGUGCUUUAUCGUGAAAAAUAAAAACAAAAGACUUAAAGAAUCGUUUGUUUCCGAAGUGUCCUAUGUUUGUCUAUUGUGUGUAUCAUUUUCGUUUGUUUGUUUUUCAAGUAAAUAUCGUUAAAAUAAUACUUCCCAAGAAAUUGUGUUACGCGCAAAAAUCGUAAUAUAUAUUAGUUUCUAUGUGCAUACCCACAUGUCGGUUUAUAUAGUGUAGCUGUAAGUAAAUUGGGAAGUUUGCACAACGUGUAUGUUUUUGGUGUUGCAUACAACAAGUAGCGCGUAAGCUUUCUGCUUCAUAAAUUUUUAGUUUAUGGAUUUAAAGAAGACGCGCUUGCGCUAUGCCUGUAUCGAGAAAGCAACAACAUCAACAAUAACAAAAAAGAAAUAACUGCCUACCAACAUAAAGCAUAAUACAUAUUUAUAAUAACAAUAUAAAUUAAGAAUCGUUGCUAUUUCCAUUGCCCCGUUGUGUUGCCGCCCUAGUUGAACGUCACGCAUUGUAAACGCCAGCGUAUCCCACAUACGUACGAAAACGUAUUGUUCGUAUCAUUUCUCCGCAUGUGUUGUGAUAUUAAGUUGGAUUUUGAUUUGUACUUGCACAAUUUUUGAUGAAUUUUUAUUAUUUCUACACAUUUUUUUUUAAAUUUUGCUGUGCACAAUUUUGUUGUUGCACACACACUCUUUGCGGCGUUGAGAAUAUGUUUCGGUGAACUGUAUCAAAAAAUACUGUUGAUGCAAGAAAAGUGAAAAAUAAAAUUUAGAUGGAUGAACGUAUAUGAUCGUGUAUGUGAAUGUGUUGCUAUAAUAAUCAUAAAGAAAAACUAAACAAAACUUGCAACUGCUGUAAGUUAAAUGUGAGUGUUUGUCGUGGAUGUUUGCAACAUCAUACAAACAAAUAAUACAUAUAUACAUACAUAAGGUGAUUGUUGAACGAACAUACAGACAAUAGUUAAAUGUAUGAAAGAAAUUAAAAGAAAAUCGUAAACUAUUUUAACUAACAACAACAACAUCAACAAUAAGGAAAGUGUUCAACAGUUGUCAUUGCAUUAAAAGCAACAUUUAUUUCUUAUUACCGCUGUUGCACCGUGCUCCGUGCUGCAUGCAUGCAUUACAUCAGUUUUGUGUAUUUUUUCUUUGCUAUUCUGUUAUAGUUUGCCAAAUAGCACUCAUUGAAGAAUUACCUACCAACAGCAUUUGCAACAAUAAUAAGAGCAGCCGCAUAUUGUCGCUUUAACAAAAUACAAACAAACUGCAAUAACAACUGCCACCGCCAAUACGAUCAACAAAACACAAAAAAAAAAAACAAUACUUAAUAGUAAUCUUCAAUUGUCUUCAUCAAAGAAAAAAUAAAAGAAAAAAACACACUAAGCUAAAUCGGUGCAACAGUUUCAAAUCGGCAACAGGCGGCAGCAAUCAUUAUUUUGUAAGCUGUUUUACAAUUUAAUGGUUUUCAUGAAUGGACUUGGGCCAGACCCUCUGCCAGCAAAGGAGGCAGAGGGCCCUCCCGUUCAAGUAGAACCAGUAGAUUUAAGCUUACGUUCACCAAGAGGAUCUCAAAGUUAUAAAACGGCAUCUCAUAUUAAAAAUAACUACAGUUCACCUCCAUCAGCCGCAAUAUCAGCAACGAAUCUACUACGAAGUAACAUUUGUUCAAAUACCACAAAUAGCAGUCGAAAUUCUCAAUUUUCUUCAGGAGCAACAUUUUCAUCAUCAAGCAAUUCAAUGGUUACAAAUCGUCAAUAUUCAUCAUUUUCAAGCGCUUCGGCGGCUGUCACAAAAAUGCCAAUUCCACCGUUUUUAGCAGCAUCUCCAUUCCUUUUUUCAUACCGCAGACUGAAGGAUGAAUCAAAUAAUAAUCUCGGAUAUAUGAAUAGUAAUCACAGUAAUGGCAGUAGUUCUACAUCCUCGCAAAGUUUAAGUCCCCACAAUGCUAGUAUAGUGGCUUCAUCGUUCCAUGCACAUUCGCCGGUCGGAUCGUCAACCUCGUCAUUUUCAAGUGCCAACUCUGGCGGCAACGGAUCCUUUUUGCAAGACUACGAUCGCAAAUUUAGCUUAUUAAGUCUAUUUAAAAACCCUUACAAAUACACUGACCGCAGAAGUACUGCACAGAUUCCAACAGGUUUUGGGGGAGGUGCAGCUGCAGCAAUUAGUUCUGCAUUUCCGAUGGCAAGUCCGGGCUUGUCCGCAUCUGCUUUUAGUUCUGCGGCGCAUACUGUAGCCAUAAGCCAUAAAAUCCAACCAACAAACUCAUCGAACGCAUCGCCAUGGAAACUUAUGGCCGAAGCCCACCAAAGCUCUCCUUUUAGCCAUUCUUAUCAGGGAGCAUUUAGUGCAAUGACUACCUCCGAUGGAAGUAAUCGUAAGAAUGCAUUUAGCAGCAUAGUUUCUGGAGGCAGUACUGCCUUUGCUCGUUCUAAUGAUACUAGCACAAAUAGCAGUGCAAAUGGUUGCAGUGAUCCAUCUAAGAAUCGCAAAGUUCAUAAAUGUGACAAUGAAGGUUGCGACAAAGUAUAUACAAAAAGUUCUCACUUAAAAGCCCACAAGCGAACUCAUACAGGUGAAAAACCAUAUGUUUGUACUUGGGAAGGAUGCGUUUGGCGCUUUGCUCGAUCCGAUGAACUAACCCGCCAUUAUCGUAAACACACUGGUGUUAAGCCAUUUCGUUGUCAAUUGUGCACAAGAUCGUUUAGUCGUUCCGACCAUCUAUCUCUGCACAUGCGAAGACAUUGACUACAUAAUGUUUUAGACAAAUUACACUUAUAGAUAAAUAAAUUCACACACACACACACACCUAGCUAAAUUUGUAUUGUUAAGAUUUAUGUAAAUUUUAAUUUUACUAUUAAAUUUACUAUUUAUUUAUUUAAAAUAACCAACUGAAAAAAAUACUCAUACUAAAUAGCUUCAAAACGUAUCGUAGUUAAAAAACAAGUGACAUUGAGAUAUUUUAAGGAAUUGUAAUUAAUCUUUACAUAUCAUAUUCUCCAAAUAAUGAAAUGUAGAUGCCUAGUAAUUUAGGUACCCGGACGUUACAUGAUCAACUUUUGUUUUCCAAGUAUCGCUUAAUUACUAAUACUAUUAUAUUCAAUGGAACAAAUCAAUAAAAUUAUAUUCGGAGUACAUCUUAACUGCAAUUAACGUUAACUCACAAUUUUUAACUAGUUUAUGAAUUGCGCAGGCCUGCGGGAAAUGAAGCGAUAAUUGUAUAAAAAGUAGCAUGCAGAAGCAAAUGGACCUAAAUUUAAACCUGAUAUCUAAAUGCAUUCUACUUUAAAUUUUUUAGUAUUUUUAAUAAAACCAGUAAAAAUUUAAGGAUUACAAAGCAAAAUCACCAAUUAUGGAUUACAAAGCAAAAUCACCAAUUUUGCAAACAGUAGAAAUGGGUUCAAGUAUACAAGUACACGCCUAGAACUAAUGGUACUAGUAAUUUUCCAAACACACUCAGUGUUAAUUUGAGCCUUAAGAUGGUAUAAGAAAGUUUACAGUUGGGAACUGAGUACUGACUUUUUUACUAGUAAAAUACUAGUUCCAUUUCCUGCAGGGAGGUAAGACAAAAUUAUAAAAAAAAGAAAAUUUCAAAAAUUAAAACAAUAUGCAAAUGUUUAAAAAUAUGCCAAAAUAAAAAUUAUAUGUAAAUACUUUUAAAAUAUGGUAUAAACCCCAACAUAUGCAGAAAUAAUAUCUAACAAAUCAAUGACAAACUCUUAAAAUAUAUGAAGAAUAAACUUAUUUAGUCACUUUUCGUAAUAAAUCAGUUCUUUGGUUAUAAGACUCGAAUUAGUAUUUGAAGAAAAUAAUAUAAAUAAAAAUACCAUUCGUGAAAUUGUGCUCUCUUCCAGAAUAACAUUUCUGCACUUGGUCAAAACUUAUCAAUUAUCAAACAUCGAAUAUUGAAUCAAAUGCAAAUCCAAUAGCCAAAAUCCCUACUAUGAACCGAAAAUUUUAAACCAAAUGAUGAUCUCUAACCUGAACUAAUCUUCACAUUUUAAUGAUUGAAACGUAUUUGGCACUUACAUAUAUUAAAUAUUAAAAAAUAUCUCCAAAAUCACCACAAAAGCCAUAGGAUGCCUAAUAACUUAAAUAUAUGAAAUUGAGGCCUUAUUUAUAAUAAGAAAAUAUAGCAAAAUUAUAAUAACUAUUUUUUAAUGCUCAAUAAAAAGACAUUUUUGUAAAUAAUUUAUUUUAAUUAUUGUAAUAUUAAUCAAAAUUUAAAUUAAUAUUAUUUAUUAUACAAAUGUACAUAGAAACACUCUUAUAAAUUAUUAUUUAAGUAAUAGUUUUCUAUAUUUUUGUAGUUAGCUCAAUUUUGUAAAUACCCGUUUGAAGUUAGUGAACUAUAUACACAUAUUAAUUAUACAUAAAUAAAAUUAUUUAAAUAGAUAAUCUAAAUAUUCUAAAACCCGCAAAGUACUAAUUAAUUUAUGGAAUAAACAGA